This is a messenger RNA of Musca domestica (house fly), 2092 nucleotides long. RefSeq names its product multiple inositol polyphosphate phosphatase 1 (gene Mipp1). NCBI's taxonomy places the organism in Eukaryota, Metazoa, Arthropoda, Insecta, Diptera, Muscidae. The record is from RefSeq and is a predicted model, not a curated record. Gene Ontology annotation, molecular function: inositol phosphate phosphatase activity; acid phosphatase activity. Bases 271 to 1686 code for a protein of 471 amino acids. The transcript is spliced from 7 exons.
UAGUGGCUAGCGUAUUGGCCCCAACAAAACAGUUUGCAUUUAAACGUCAGAGCCAACGGUUCGUUGAUUUUUUGAAUCGGUGAAACGCGCGGUUGAAUUUGAACAAAAGAAAUAAAGUGGAAAAAUAAAAAAGAAGAGUAAAAACACAAAUAGUUUUUGUUUGUUUCAAUAUUUGCAUAGCCAAAUAUUAACAAUAAACUAAUAUUAAAAUUGUUUUCAAAUAACAAAAUAUUCAACUCUUUGUAGAUUGGAGAAUUUCAAAUUGCAUCCAUGAAAUCCCCACUCAUCACCGCCUGCCUUUUGGCCUUGGCCAUUGUACAAAUCGGUGCUCAGGAUGACUAUUGCUUCGGCAAGGAUAACUCGAGACCGCAGACACGCCAUUUCACCUCAAAGACUGCCUAUCAAAUUGCCAAGAGCUCAAAUAUUGAGAAACAAUAUUUGGUACCCGGUUGCACGGCCCAGAAAAUGUGGAUCUUCCACAGACACGGAACUAGACUACCCUCGAAGAGUACCAUCCAGAAGGCUCCACGUUUGGAACAGUUGCGCGAUUUAAUUGCUGGCAACUAUGGCAAAAGAUCGGAUCUGCCCGCAAAUACGAGUACCUUGUGCAUGGAAGAUUUGAUUGCUCUGAAAAUGUGGAAAUGGAAUACCAGUAUUACCGAUGACAUGGAAAACUAUUUGACCAGUCAAGGCUAUGAAGAUUUGCGUGGCACAGCCAAAACAUAUCAGAAAUAUUUCCCCGAAGUUUUGAUCAAGGAAUAUGACCACGAACAUUUUAUGUUCCGACACACCGACACCCAACGCACAACGGAAAGUUUCAAGGCUUUCACCGAAGGUUUGUUUGGUGCCAAUAGCGGAGCAGUUGCCGAAGAUAUUCCUGAAAAAGAUUUGUUGUUGCGCCCCUAUGACUAUUGCACAUCGUGGAGUUCUCAGAAUUAUAAAAAUGCAGGUUCCGAAUCGGAUAAGUUCCGCAACAUGGCUCUGUGGAAUAAAACAUUGGCUGAUGUAUCAGCACGUUUGGGCUUCAAAUACACUUUGGAUGCUUCCGAUAUUGAACUGAUGUACGACAUGUGCCGUUAUGAACAGGCCUGGCAGGUGGAUCGUACCAGUGUUUGGUGUGCUGCCUUCCUCCCAGAACAGGUGACCGUUUUCGAAUAUGAAGACGAUUUAAGAUAUUUCUACAAAUCUGGUUAUGGCAAUGCCGCCAAUUCCCGCCUCAACUGCCGUGCCGCCCAAGAUAUGCUCAAACACUUGAGCAGCAAAACGGCUCCCAAUGUUGUCAGCUACUUUGGACAUUCCACCGGUGUACAAACUCUGAUUAAUGCCCUUGGCAUUAACAAGGAUGAAGUGCCACUUUUGGCCAGUAACUAUGACCAGCAAGGCAAUCGUAAAUGGGCCACCUCUAAAAUUGAUCCCUUCGCCGCCAACUUUGUGGCUGUCAAAUAUGAAUGUGAAGCCGAUACUGAAAACAAGGAAAAGGCCAUAUUCUUCCUGAAUCAAGAUGCUGUUGAUUUGAGUUGGUGCAAGGUCGGACUCUGCAACUGGAACGAGGUGCUGGAUCGUUAUAGCCAUCUCUUGAAUGCCGAUUGUGAGAGCUACUACUGUGGAGACGGUGCUAAUGCCAUUGGCAUUUCGUUGGGCGCUCUCCUGAUGACUGCCGUUGUUUACUUAAUUAAUUUAAUGUAGAGUUACCCCUUUUCUAUCUGAAGCGACAAGCCUUACACCCUCUAAGUUUGCCUCUCUCUUUGUUAAUUUCGUUAGUUCCAUGCUAAAGUAACGAAGUCUCUUAACAACAAUUAAUGAUUGUCUUUAGUAUAAUUUAAUUUAAAUUAUGAAUCACAAUUCUAUGUAAAAGUGUACAAAUAUUUAAUUAUUUUUCUUUGAUUUCUUUUCUCUUUCGCUUCUAAUUUCUUUUGAAUUAUUUCGACUCUGUAAUUAAUUUUAUUUUCAAAUGUUUUUUUUUUCGUUUUAAAUCAAUGUUUUGUUUUUUCCUUAUUUCUGUUCGUUUUCUUUUAACUUUAUAUUGCGUAGUAUUUUUUAACGAAACUAUGAAACAAAAGCUUUAUUAUUUUAAUAAAAGAAUCAUUAAAAA